AUGGUUGCCGAAAUUACACCAAAGGUCGCUGUGAGAACUAUAUUGCAGCUAGAUGCCCUUAUGCCUAUAGAGCUUGAUCUACCAACUAUGAUUGAUCCAUCUAGUAUAGAUCCCCAACCUAUUGAAAUUCUUGAGUAUAAUGAAAACGUUAUUGGCCUCUUAUAUUUGGACUCUUUGAUAGGAGAGUCCUCUUUAAUGGGAGAAUCUAUAAGUAGUGAUUUAUUAUUAGGACUGGUCCCUUUCACAUCGUAA
Dovyalis caffra is the source of this 252-nucleotide messenger RNA. The record is from the annotation of a GenBank genome assembly. Lineage: Eukaryota; Viridiplantae; Streptophyta; Magnoliopsida; Malpighiales; Salicaceae.